Molecule: messenger RNA, 928 nt
Organism: Arabidopsis arenosa
Lineage: Eukaryota; Viridiplantae; Streptophyta; Magnoliopsida; Brassicales; Brassicaceae
Source: the annotation of a GenBank genome assembly
AGAGAAGUUCUUCGAGAAGCCAUCAAUGGCGGAUACAGAAGCAAUGAGACUCGAAGACAAUCUGAGAGUGAGAGAUGAGUCUUCGAAUUUGUAAUUUCCCGUUCCAUCCAAAAUUCGCGCUACAACCUCGCGCCCAAAGGUCAACACGAAUCUUCGCUCAUACAGAGAACGAUUCUCCACAACAACAACAACUCAACCUCUCUGUUCUUCGCUUCACUUUCGGAAUUCCUGGGUUUGACGAAUCUUAUCUACCGAGAUGGAUCGGGUACGGGUUUGGAUCACUUCUUCUUCUUAACCACUUCUCAGCUUCUGCUCCAAUCAGUGAAUCUCAAAUGAGAUCAGAGGCUUUGGGAUUAUCACUUGCUGCAUUUUCAAUAGCUUUACCUUACAUUGGAAAAUUCCUUAAGGGCUCUGUAGUGGAGCAGAGAACUCUACCUGAAGAAGGAGAGCAGAUUUUUGUGAUAUCAUCAAAUAUUGGAGAUUCUUUGAAGGAGGAUUUAGCGUGGGCAACGUAUGUUUUGUUGAGGAAUACAAGUACUAUAGCUGUGUUGAUAUCGGUUCAAGGCGAGCUUUGUGUUCGUGGGUACUGGAAUUGUCCAGAUCAGAUGUCAAAGACUCAACUACAUGAUUGGUUUAAGAAAAAAGUGGAUGAGAUUGGCUUGGCUGAUGUGAAGGACACCCUUUAUUUCCCUCAAUAUGCAGGUUCUGCACCAUCUUGGGAUAUUCUUCCCGAUGGGACGCGUUCUCUUUUUGUGCAACCUCUUGUACAAAAUAUAAGUGAACCGCAGAAAGUGAAUGGGUUUUUGCUGGUGGCUUCUACUGCUGGAUAUGCAUAUAGCGAUAAAGAUAGAGCCUGGAUUGGAGCUAUGGCUGAGAAAUUCAGAGGUUAGAUUGUUCCCAUGGAUCAAAAUGAAAUAAGGACUUCUUG